CAACACACCUUCUUUGAUCCCUUUUGCGUCUUUCUGCUGACGUUGACCGACUACAAGCUUUGACAAGGCAGGCAGGGAGCCAAUUUUAAAGGACGAGAACAACCUAUGAUAUGGUGUCCAAUGACCCCGUAGCCGCAGCCAUUGCGACGAAGGGCGUUGAGGACGAGGCAUCGUCGUUACAUUCGUCGCAGCCCCACCAUUCGACUAUCCUCGAUGAUAUCGUCCCGAAGAGAGAUGAGACAAAGGUAGCUGGGGGCGACUAUGAUGACGACCAAGACGAUGAAGACGGUCCAGUUGUGUUCGACGCUUCCGACGUGCAGCUUGCUUCGGCGCAGGAUUCGCCUCAGAGCGCUCGGUCGGCAUCGUCGGCAAACAUCGCUCGGGCAUCGUUCGAGUCGGUCGGCUUUGGCUAUCGAGAUCACCUUCUUCCUCUCAGUCUGAGCGGCGAUGGGGAUUACGACGACGAUUCUACCGGAUAUGGCGCGGGCUCGUCAGGGUUGGGGUAUGGGCUACCCGAGGGCAGUAUGGGGGCCAGAUCAAGAAGAAGCUCAGGAAGAGGUCGGAGAGACGAAAGAAGAAUGAGCUUGAUAGACGGCAUCGCUCUUACAGUCGGCGUGCAGAUUGGGAGCGGAAUCUUUUCGUCGCCAGGCGUUGUGACCCUCAACACGGGCUCAGUAGGGUCAAGCCUGGUCGUCUGGCUCGUCAGUGGUGUCUUGGCCUGGACGGGCGCUAGCUCUUUUGCAGAGCUCGGAGCUGCGAUUCCGCUAAAUGGAGGAGCACAGGCCUAUCUGAAUUACGCAUUUGGCCCGCUGAGCGCGUAUCUCUUCGCAUGGUCAGCGAUUGUCUGCCUCAAGCCGGGCUCUGGAGCGAUCAUCGCCAUCAUCUUUGGGGAAUACAUGGCGCGAGUCUUCUACCACUCGACGUCGGGCGACACGGCGGACCCUCAUGAAAAGGGCCUUGAAGGAAUCCCAGACUGGAGCAUAAAGCUCAUAGCCGUCGCCGUCGUCAUCAUUGUUGCAGUGAUGAAUGCCCUCAGUGCCAAGCUGGGGACGAGAACACAGGUUGCCACAACCAUCGUCAAGCUCGCAGCGCUCAUCGCCGUUCCCAUUCUCGCCAUCAUUCAGGCGACUAGGAGCAAGAUGCCUGAGGCUUCCACCCACGCAUUUAGCAGCCUCUCUUCCCUUUUCGAAGGCUCAGCGACGAGCCCUGGCGCCUACGCGCUCGCUCUCUACAGCGGUCUCUGGGCUUUCGAUGGCUGGGAUCAGACGAGCUACGUGGCCGGCGAGAUGAAGAACGUCAACCGGGACCUCCCACGUGUCAUUCACAGCAGCCUUGCCGUCGUAGUGCUGAUCUUUCUGUCUACUGUGACAUCGUACUUUGUAGUCCUGACCCCCGUUCUCGUCUCCCGAACCAACACCGUAGCUCUCGACUUCGGCUCCGCCGUCUUUGGCACGGCAGGCGGAUUGCUUUUCGCCUUUCUCGUCGCCUUUUCCUGUUUUGGAGCCCUUAACGGGUCUUUCUACACAAGCUCUCGACUCGUUUAUGUCGCAGGCCGCGAGGGGUAUCUGCCGACAGUCUUUGGGCGAUUGAAUAAUCGAACUCGCACGCCGGUCGCUGCCACAAUUCUCCAGGCACUCCUCAUCAUCCUCUUUGUCCUCUUUGGAUCCGGCUUCGCCAGCCUCGUCAACUUCUACGGCGUUUGCUCUUGGUUCUUUUACUUCUUCACCGUCUGCGGUCUUCUCAGUCUUCGCAUAAAGGAGCCUAACCUCGAAAGACCUUAUCAGACCUGGCUCUCAACACCCAUUCUAUUCUCGGCUGUGGCCCUGUUCUUGCUGUUCAUGCCCAUUUUUUCUGCGCCACUGGAGGGCGCGGCUGCCCUCUGCUUCAUUGCUGCGGGCGUGCCCAUGUACUACGCGACGCAGUCAGCUGGUCGCGAGGCAGUCGCAAACAUUCCAGGACUGAGGACCGUGGUUGGGGCGCUUCAAAGCUGCAUGGGCAGGAGAGAGGAAGAGAGGGAUCCUUUCGGAAGAAGAAGAGUGACGCGAAGAAAGAUGCAGAGGGGUGGCGGUUUGGAAGAUCUAGAGGAAGAAGAGGAAGAGGGUGAAGAAGAGGAGGUUGUCGAAAUGCUGCCGAGAGACUCAGCGGCAGAGCAAGAUCCCAGUACAGACUCUUCAAAGGCAUGAAACAUAUACUUUGCAUUCGCAUCA
Molecule: messenger RNA, 2207 nt
Organism: Acaromyces ingoldii
Lineage: Eukaryota; Fungi; Basidiomycota; Exobasidiomycetes; Exobasidiales; Cryptobasidiaceae
Exons: 10
Coding region: 111-2183 (690 amino acids)
Biological process (GO): amino acid transmembrane transport
Cellular component (GO): membrane
Molecular function (GO): L-amino acid transmembrane transporter activity
Source: RefSeq, a predicted model, not a curated record